Molecule: messenger RNA, 1567 nt
Organism: Capsicum annuum
Lineage: Eukaryota; Viridiplantae; Streptophyta; Magnoliopsida; Solanales; Solanaceae
Product: structural maintenance of chromosomes protein 3-like
Exons: 15
Coding region: 257-1552 (431 amino acids)
Biological process (GO): mitotic sister chromatid cohesion
Molecular function (GO): ATP hydrolysis activity; double-stranded DNA binding; ATP binding
Source: RefSeq, a predicted model, not a curated record
CAAAGUCCACCCCCCACCCGUACCAUCACUUAUAUACUCCCCCACCCCCACCCCCACCCCCAACCCCCCAAACACUACUCACACACAACACACACAGUCGCAGUGACCUCCAUUAACGUCUCGCUCGCUCUCGUGGUACCGGGCCAGCUUUCAUGCACCUCUACUAAAUUCACUUGAUACGUGACACUGCAACAACUUAUUAGGUGAUGUAUUUUGUCUUCUUCUUACAGAGAUAGAAUAGUCAAAGACUGUCGAAAUGUAUAUAAAACAGGUCAUUAUCGAAGGGUAUAAGAGUUACAAGGAACAAGUAAAGACUGAAGAUUUCAGUCCAAAAGUUAACUGUGUUGUUGGUGCAAAUGGAUCUGGCAAGUCUAAUUUUUUCCAUGCCAUCCGUUUCGUCAUAAGCGAUCUCUUUCACAACCUGCGCAGUGAAGAAAGGCAGGCUUUGCUUCAUGAAGGAGCAGGUCACCAAGUAUUAUCUGCUUUUGUGGAAAUUGUAUUUGAUAAUUCAGACAAUCGAAUGCCGGUUGAUAAGGAGGAAGUGCGGCUGAGAAGAACAAUCGGUCUCAAGAAGGAUGAGUAUUUCUUGGAUGGGAAACAUAUCACGAAGACAGAGGUCCAAAAUUUGCUGGAAAGUGCUGGGUUCUCUCGUUCCAAUCCCUAUUAUGUUGUGCAGCAGGGAAAGAUAGCAUCAUUGACGUUAAUGAAAGAUUCAGAACGACUUGAUCUGCUCAAGGAAAUUGGAGGGACACGUGUUUAUGAGGAGAGGCGGCGAGAAAGUUUAAAAAUCAUGCAGGAAACUGGUAACAAGAGAAAGCAAAUUAUUCAAGUUGUACAAUACUUGGACGAGAGAUUGAAUGAGCUUGAACAAGAGAAGGAGGAACUCAAAAAGUAUCAACAGCUUGACAAGCAGCGUAAAUCACUGGAAUAUACGAUUUAUGACAAAGAACUUCAUGAUGCACGCCAGAAAUUGAAUGAGGUAGAAGAGGCUCGGAACAAAGUUUCCGAGAACUCUACUAAGAUGUAUGAGAGUGUGCUGGAGGCUCAUGAAAAGUCCAAGGAGCUGGAGAAGCUGUCCAAAGAUCUGACAAAAGAAAUUCAAAUUUUCAGCAAGGAGAAAGAAGCAGCAGAGAAACAGCGGACAGAGGCUAUUAGAAAGCGAGCGAAGCUUGAUCUCGAUUACAAAGACCUUCAAGAGAAGAUGUCUACGAAUAUUAAAGCUAAAGAUGAUGCACAGAAACAACUCAUGCUUCUGGAGAGAGAAGUUCAGGAAACAAAGAACGCACUCAAUGAUAUCAAACCUUUGUAUGAGAAACAAGUAAAAGAGGAGGAGGACAUCAAGAGAGGGAUUAUGGAUCGUGAAAAGAGACUUAGCAUACUUUAUCAGAAACAAGGCCGUGCCACACAAUUUGCGAGCAAAGCUGCUCGAGAUAAAUGGCUUCAGAAAGAAAUUGAUGAAUAUGAGCGAGUUUUAUCUUCAAACUUAAUGCAGGUAAUAUUCCUUGUUAAAAUUCUUAGCUGCUUUCUUAUUCUUCAAGCUUUUGAUUUAUGAAUGGUUAAGGACUCU